UCAGCUGUUAACCAGAAAAGUUUUGAUUAAUUAGAUUAAUUUUAUUUAAAUUGUUUAAAUUAAACUCUAAUCUAAAGUUUAAUCUUUUUGCAUAAUGAAUAUAAAUCAAUUGCCAGAUGAUUGUCUUCUAAUUGUCUUUGAGUUAUUGCCAACUUUAGAUCAUUUAAUCAACUGUAUUAAAGGUUGGUGGAAAAAAACUUGAAAUGCGAUGCAUGCUGCAUCUUAUAAGUGGAACUAAAAAAUUGUUUGUAAUCAGAAUCAAGUAAAAGGACUAAAUUGUCAAUCAGUUUGACCAAUUACGAAACUAUCAAUGGCUUUAGUAUGGAUCAACUUUUACCUAAUCUCCAAAUUAUACAAUUUCCAUCGGAUGAGGAAUUCGAUUACCAUGAAUUGGAUUGUUUGUCAACUAGAAAACCAUUGAGAGGAGUAAUCAAUGCAGAUCCUAAAUCUUUUAUGAAAUUUUACAAAAACUUUCAAAACAUUGAAAUACUUGCGACUCCAAACAGAAUAUUAAACUUUGAAUGUCUACGAAAUCUCAAGCAAGUCUAUUCCAGUUACGGAACUUUCGAGUGUUUCGAGAUGUUGGCCCAAUAUUCACCACAAGUACAGAGAAUAUAUAACUCUGAAUUCGAAUGCUAUUAUCCCGUGACUGCUUUUUCCAAUUUUUCCAAUUUAAUCAUUUUCCCUUAUUUGAAGAUCCUUCAAAUGAAUUGUGCUUAUCAUUGUGAUCAAGAAUUUCCUGGAAUUUAUUUGAUAGAUUUUUGUCCGAAAUUGGAAAGUGCCCAUUUCUUCAUUUGGAACGAUUCAAUUGUAAUCAAUGAAGAUAAAUUACACAACAAUUUAAAAGAUCUUGUUAUUGAAAAUAGAAACCUACAUGAAUAUGAUUAUAACGUUAACCUACGAUUUUCAUCAAUUCAGAGGAUAUUGGUCAAGUGUCCGAACAUUGAACAUUUGGCAAUUAGAUUUAAUGAUUUACUCAAAGAUGAACAUGUCAUGGAGAUUGUUAAAAUGAUGAAACACUUGGAGAUACUUGAUUGUCACGGUUGCCCGAAACUAACAACUCAAUUAAUUACCAAAAUCAACAAUUAUUCACAUCAACAUAAUCGACAAAUAAACUAUCUUGGUACAAAUAGUCCACUCAGUGAUUGUCAAAAGGUAAUUGCUGAAGAAAUGAACUUCAUGAAACAUUGUUUCUAUACAAAAUUUAAUUCACAACCUCUCACUUUCGCCACAUAAUUAAUGGUAACAAUUAAAGAAUUAACAAUA
Messenger RNA from Panonychus citri (citrus red mite), 1266 nucleotides. RefSeq lists its product as uncharacterized. Bases 322 to 1236 code for a protein of 304 amino acids. Lineage: Eukaryota; Metazoa; Arthropoda; Arachnida; Trombidiformes; Tetranychidae. The record is from RefSeq and is a predicted model, not a curated record. Gene Ontology annotation, molecular function: protein binding. The transcript is spliced from 5 exons.